Carassius gibelio (silver crucian carp) is the source of this 5487-nucleotide messenger RNA. RefSeq names its product protocadherin alpha-C2-like. Lineage: Eukaryota; Metazoa; Chordata; Actinopteri; Cypriniformes; Cyprinidae. The record is from RefSeq and is a predicted model, not a curated record. The transcript is spliced from 2 exons. Bases 1 to 2475 code for a protein of 824 amino acids. Gene Ontology annotation, biological process: homophilic cell-cell adhesion. Gene Ontology annotation, molecular function: calcium ion binding. Gene Ontology annotation, cellular component: plasma membrane.
AUGUUUCUUGUGAAAGACAAUAAAAUAAUUAACGUGCGCUCUGCAAUGGAUCCGUGGAGGAGAAGGCAGCUCUGUUUUGUCGUCCUCUCCGCGUUGUGGAUUCUCGCCUCUGCUGUAACAAGAUACUCCAUCCCUGAAGAAAUUCCAGUGGGCACCGUGAUCGCAAAUAUCGCCACGGAUUUGGGCCUUGAAGCGCACAGCCUGUUGGAAAGAAAGGUAAAGCUGGAUUAUAUUCACAGCAAAAAAUACCUAGAAAUAAACAAAGCCACUGGGGAACUGUAUAUCGCUGAGAAAAUUGACCGGGAGUAUUUAUGUCCAGCCAAAGCAUCAUCGUUUUGCUUUCUCAAGAUGGACGUGAUAAUUGAGAGUCCAAUACGCAUAUUUAAUAUCGAAUUGGAAAUUAUGGACAUCAAUGACAACGCGCCUCAGUUCAGAAGGGAGAGAAUACAACUCGAUGUUUCGGAAUCAGCAACACCUGGAGAGAGAUUUUCUAUAACAAACGCGGUGGAUGCAGAUGUUGGAGAGAACUCAAUCGAGACCUAUUAUCUGAGUGACAGUGACGCGUUUACUAUCGAAAUCCAGUCUGGAAGUGACGGGACCAAAUAUGUAGACCUGGUGCUAAAAGCAAGUUUGGACAGAGAAAAACAAGCCGUUCAUACGCUAACCCUCACAGCCGUGGACGGAGGCGUCCCUGCGCGCUCAGGUACGGCCAGCAUUAUCGUUCAAGUGCUGGACACCAAUGACAACGCCCCUCGGUUUGAUCGACAAGUCUACUCGGUUGAUCUAAUUGAAAACGCACCAAUCGGGACACUGAUUAUGCAGCUGAAUGCAACGGAUUUAGAUGAGGGUGUCAAUGCGGAGGUCGUCUACUCUUUCACUUUAUACACAUCUGAGAAUACACAAGAAAAGUUUUCUUUGGAUCCCAGCAGUGGAGAAAUAAGAGUUAAAGAUAUGAUUGAUUUUGAAGAAGUGAAGAGCUUUGAGAUAUAUGUUGAAGCCAAGGAUAAGGCCGUGAAUCCACUUUCUGGACAGUGUAAAAUUUUAGUGUUCAUCACUGAUCUAAACGAUAACCAUCCUGAGAUUACAAUAACAUCUAAUCAGUGUUCGAUUAAAGAGAAUGAACCUGUAGGAACAGUGAUCGCUGUCAUCAGUGUGAGCGACAGGGACUCUGGGGAUAAUGGUAAGGUUGUUCUUUCCAUCCACAAUGCUCCAUCCACAAUAUUACCAUUUGCUCUUAAUAAGUCAUCUGAAGACUUUUUUCAGUUAACAGUCACAGAAUCACUUGACCGCGAGGUCAAAAACAGUUAUGAUAUCACGCUUCAUGUGACUGACAGAGGGACCCCUCCUCUGACCAAUAAUAAAACAAUCAGUCUUACAAUUCAAGAUGUCAAUGAUAACGCCCCAGCGUUCCCUCAGUCCCUUUAUACCAUUCAUCUUAUGGAAAACAACGAACCCGGGAUGUUGAUUGCCUCUUUAACUGCCCAUGACCCAGACUUGCAUGAAAAUCAGUAUCUUGUUUACUUCAUCAUAGAAAAGGAGAUCGCCAACACGACAAUGUCCAUGCUGUUUUCCAUCAAUCCCGAGAACGGCAACCUUUAUGCUUUACACACGUUUGACUACGAAAGAGAGAAGGAGUUUCUGUUUCACAUCGAAGCUAGAGAUUCUGGACUCCCUCCUCUUAGCAGUAACGUGACUGUACACAUCAUCAUCCUGGACCAAAAUGACAACACGCCAAUCAUAGUUUCUCCAUGGCGUCCGCAAGGUGCUGUUAUAGAAGAGGUAAUCCCAAGGUCGAGCGAUAAAGGAUCCCUGGUAACCAAGGUCAUUGCGAUGGAUGCCGACUCGAUGCAGAACUCUCGUAUUACUUAUCAGUUCCUCCAGAUCACAGACUCCACGCUCUUCAGCCUCGACCAGUACAACGGUGAGAUAAGAACCACUCGCAUGUUCAGUUACAGAGACCCCAGACAUCAGCACCUGGUCAUCAUAGCCAGAGACAACGGAGACCCUCCUCGCUCCGCCACGGUGACCAUCAAGAUCACCACGGUGGAGCAAGUGGUCACGCAGUUUACUGAAACCACAGAGGUGCCUAUUGAAUACGACCUGUUCACCGAUCUCAACCUGUAUUUGCUGAUCGGUUUGGGGUCAGUGUUGUUUCUUCUGCUCAUUACCAUCCUGGUGAUCAUCGUGGUGAAAUGUCAAGAACCGAAACCCUCACAAGCGGAGCCUCAGGGUAGGAACAGUGUCAGCAGCCAGAGGAACUCCUCCACCAUUGCUGACUCUACUCUCAUCUCUAGUGAUGCCUACUGGUACAGUCUGUUUCUGGCAGAGACUAGAAAAGGGAAUGUGGUGGUGCGGCAGCCCCUUCCCAACGGAGCAGGGUUCAUUGUGUCAAGCAUCCCAGGAAGUGCUGCGCUGACUGAGACCAGUGCUUCACGGUCUUCCACUUUACAGGAGUCAAGCAGUGAUUUACCCUGAUCUGGACAUGCUGACUGAUGGAUUACAACCUUCCACACCAGGCUCACUGUCCAUGAGAUACAGAUUGAUCUUCUGUUUUACUGAUUUUCAGGGUUUCAUUCGAUUCAAGACUGUGAAGAAUCAAAGUUUUCACCUCUGUGUAUAGCUUCAAGAGAGCAUUUUAACAUGCUUUCAUAUUUUGUAUUAAUUCCUAUAAUUUAUAAUUUCAUUUUGAUUUUUUCAUUUAUAUUACUUAUUAUUUUCCAUGCUCUUGCAAUACUUGUGUCAGACUAGGCAUAAUGAAAGACACAACUCAGAUUAUUCAUUUACUUCUGUUGAGUUAUUUUGACCAUCGCUUCUUCUUCCACUUCGUUUUCUUCAUGUAGCCCUUUUGGCUAAUAGAAGAAUUCACUUUCAAUUGACAUUUUGGAUAUCAAGAACAACAUUGUAUGAGAGAGAGAUUCAGUGCAGCUUUGUGGCGAUUUAAGGCUGGGUCUAACAACUUUAUAUCAGCCACUUGUAACCACAUUGAGCAUGACUUUGCAUGGCUAACACAAACAAGAUGGCCUUUUUGUAUCUAAAAAGACUUCUAAAUAGACUAGUACAGAGGAAAGAGAGAAGUGAUACUUCACGACUACAAGAAGAACUGUACUGUCUGGUUCUAUGAACUAUAAGAUAGCUGGUAAAGAGAAAGAAGGUCAAGAUUGUUCAGAUAUUGAAGAUGCUCUGUUUUCACAUUGAUAAAAUGUGCUGAUGAGAAAGCUGUGAUUGGAUGAGCACAAUAUAAUGAGCCAGGCAUUGUCUUUACCUCAAAACACCUGGUUUGCCAGCUAUGUGGUGCACAUGCAUACAUAGAUUCAUGUUUAUUUUUAUCCUGUCUAACAAAUUCCAUAAACGCCUAAAACUGAUUUUCUCUGGCAAGAGCAUUUAAAUAAAUUAAUAAUAAUAAUAAUUCAAGUACUGUACACUAUUUGAAAUCCUAGGCAAACCCUAUAAAGAGUAAUAUUCACAUGAAUGACACUUUACAAUAAGGUUUAAUUUGUAUAUAUUAGUUAACAUUAACUAACAGUGAAAAUACUUCUACAGCAUUUAUUAAUCUUAGUUAAUGCUAAUAGCAACAUUUACUAAUACAAUAUUAAAAUCAAAAGUUUUUGUCUGUCAAAAUCAAAAUCAUCUGUUAUUGCAUAUUGUGUUAUAUUAUUAUAAUAUAUUAUAGUAAUAUUAUAGACCUAAGCUAACAUGAAUUAGCAAUGCACAGUUGAAUUUUUAUUAAGUAACGUUAAAGGGAUAGUUCACCCAAAAAUGAAAAUUUGAAGUUUAUCUGCUUACCCCCAGGGCUUCCAAGAUGUAGGUGGCUUUUUUUUUUCUUCAGUAGAACACAAACAAAGAUUUUUUAACUCAAACUGUUGCAGUCUGUCAGUCAUAUAAUGGAAGUGAAUGGGAAUCACGGAUUUGAGAGUAAAAAAAAAAAAAAAACAUACACAAACAAAACCGAAUUAAACCUUGCGGCUCCUGACGAUACAUUGAUGUGUAAAGACACUAAAUGAUUGGUCUGUGCAAGAAACUGAAUAGUAUUUAUAUCGCCACCUGUCUCUCAAAUGGACCACGGACACUCCUAAUUGAGACUGUAGAUAGAGUGUCAAUGGUCCAUAUGAGAGAUGGGUGGCGGUAAUGCACUUAUAGGUCUGUGAUUUGUCGUGAAGCAAGAAGAAGAAGAAGAUGCAUCACACGCAGGCAGAAGAAGAAGAUUUGAAUGUGCUCAGCAGUUUGGACAUUGUGUGAAUCAGAGUAAAUACUGUUCAGCAAUAAAUACUGUUCAGUUUCUUGCACAGACCGAUUGUUUCGUGUCUUUACACAUAAGUGUAUCAUCACAAGCCGGACGGUUUAAUUUUGUUUUGUUUGUUUAUGUUUUUUUUAACUCUCAAAGCCGUGAUUCCCAAUCACUUCCAUUAUAUGACUUACAGACUGCAAAGGUUUGAGUUAAAAAUCUCUGUUUGUAUUUUACUGAGUAGAUGCCCAAGGGGUAAGCAGAUAAACAUCAAAUUUUCAUUUUUGGGUGAACUAUCCCUUUAAUAAAGAUCAAUACAAAAGCAAAAUAUUAAUAAAUACAGUAGCAAAUGUCUUUGCUCAUUGUUAGUUAAUGUUAACUACAGCAUUAAUGAUAUUAAUCUGCCCUUAUUGUAAAGUGUUACAAUUACAUCACUAUGGCAAUUGCUACAGUGAUUUUUUGGCCUUGUUUACUGAAGUUUUUGAGAUCUAUAUUGUUUUUUUAUUAUUAUGAAGAUAAGCAAAUAUGCAAAUUCUUGUUGAUGUAUAUAAUGCUGAUUCUUAUAUGAGAACAGUGCAAUGUUUUAGGCAUUUAUUAAUUGUAGUGACACAUUUGAACAUUUCAUUACCAUUUUGUAGAUAUAAUAUCAUGACAUAAAUUAAAAAUUCCUUUCCUUUCCUUUCCUUUCCUUUCCUUUCCUUUCCUUUCCUUUCCUUUCCUUUCCUUUCCUUUCCUUUCCUUUCCUUUCCUACUGAAGUGAGUGGGAAGGUGUUAAGGAGUGAGAAUAAUACAAGAAAAUGCAUUGUAGGAGAAACAAGAUGAAAGAGAGAGAGAGAGAAAACGGCAAUAUAGGUCACUUGAAACAUGUGAUUUGUAUUUAACUUACUUUUUGAAAAGUGACAGCACAAGUAGGAGUUCCUGGCAGCAGAUUUGAGAAUUAAGAGACAAAUGACACAAGUAACAAAAAUGUUAUGUGCCUUUAGCUGUUUGCUUUAGGACAGAGAAAAGUGUGCCUGAAAAAAAUAAAUGACCAAAAAAAAAAAAAAGAAUGAAGGUCAAUAUCUUAAUACUACCAGUAUAUUGCUUUACAUCACAGUCUCAUUGACAUGCCUUGGGUUACUUAUUUCAGUAUUUGUAUUUCUGUUGCCUUACAUGCAAAAUGUCCUUCUGCAAAUGGUUAACAAUGCCUUUGUAUCCUUGCUGGAUUUUAUGAUGUGCCCAUUGCUUGUAAAUACUGCAACCUGAAUAAAAGCGUUUACAGUAUA